Propithecus coquereli (Coquerel's sifaka) is the source of this 3642-nucleotide messenger RNA. RefSeq names its product transport and golgi organization 6 homolog (Drosophila) (gene TANGO6). The transcript is spliced from 19 exons. Bases 66 to 3350 code for a protein of 1094 amino acids. Gene Ontology annotation, biological process: protein secretion. Lineage: Eukaryota; Metazoa; Chordata; Mammalia; Primates; Indriidae. The record is from RefSeq and is a predicted model, not a curated record.
AUGGCGCCGGCGCCCGCCCCCUGAGGCGCCUGAGCUGGUCGCAGGCGACGAGUUCCACUCCAGUCAUGGCGGCCGCGGGACAGGCUGUGGGCAGCGGGGCUCUGGAGACGUGCAGUCUGGAUCGGAUUUUGGAGGCGUUGAAGCUGCUACUGAGCCCGGGAGGAUCAGACUCAAGUUCACUACAGAUCACAAAACAUGAUGUCUUGUUGGCUACUUUAAAAUCUAACCUGUCUGCUUUGGAGGACAAGUUUCUGAAGGAUCCUCAGUGGAAGAAACUGAAACUUCUAAGAGAUGAAAUUGCCAAUAAGGCAGAGUGGCCACAAAACUCUGAGGAUGUCACUUGGAAUUUUACUUCUCAAACCUUGUUGUUGCUACUGUGCUUGAAGGAAACCAUGAUCCGCCUUGCAGCUGAUUUCCAUCCAGGUAAACCCAACCCUAGGACUCCAGAAGUUGCUCCUGCCUUGAGCCCCGAUGCACUUAGCAUCUCACAGCAGAAGACUGUCCAGUCCGUUUUGCAGUUUGUAGUCACCUUAGGUGUCUGUCCCUAUCUCAUGCCUGGUGUUGGAGUCCCCUUGAGAUUCAGGACUGAGUUUGGUGCCGUUGUCCAAGACGUGGUACAUCUCAAUGCUGCCCCUGAUGCAACUCGGAGACUGUACACCAGCUGCCGGGUCCUUCUGAAUGUUGCUCAGCACACGUCUCUGGGGAGCUUGAUUUUCUGCCGCCAUUUCGGGGACAUUGCAGCAGGUCUGUGCCAACUGGGAUUCUGCCCAACCAAAAGAAAAGCACUAACACCUGCGAAAGAGGUUUUAACUGAAGAGGAAAGAACCCUAUCCGCGGAGGCCUUGAGAGACAUGUUGGAUCAAGUGUAUCAGCCCUUAGCAGUCCGAGAAUUACUUAUCCUCCAGGGAGGACCACCCCAGUCCUGCACCGAUGCGAAGACACAGGUCAAGUGUCGGGCGCCAGCUUGGCUUCGGCGUCUAUGUGGGCAGCUGCUCUCGGAAAGGUUAAUGAGACCCAGUGGUGUUCAGGCAGUGGUCCGGGGUAUUUUGGAAGGAGCAGGUGCGGGGGCAGCCGGAGGACGUGAUGCUGAGGCGACGGCUGCCGACUGGAAGAAGUGUGACCAGAUAGCAAAGAUUUUGGCCUCUUGUCCCCAACAGUCUCUCUCACCAGAAAGUUACUACAGGGACAUCUGCCCCCAGAUUCUGGAUUUAUUUCACUUUCAAGAUAAAUUGACAGCACGUCAGUUUCAGAGAGUUGCCACCACCACCUUUCUAACUAUGUCGAGAGAACGCCCACAAUUGGCAGCAAAGUAUUUGCUUCAGCCAGUGCUGGCUCCCCUGCAUCGAUGUUUGAACACAGCAGGUAAAGGGGCAAGUCUGGUGGUUGGGACAUUUUUGAAGACCCCAGAAAACCUUUCAGCUAAACAGGAUUUCAUCUUUAAAGUGUACGUGGUCGGGAACGAACCUUUGACAGUUUUGCUGGAUUCCCUGCUUCCAGUCCUGGGAGUGCUCUUUCUUCUCUACUGUUUUACCAAGCAGAGUGUGUCUCACAUAAGGUCACUUUGCCAAGAGAUCUUAUUAUGGAUUCUGGGAAAGCUGGAAAGGAAGAAGGCAAUUGCCAGCCUGAAAGGAUUUGCAGGGUUGGACAAAGCUGCACCCUCUCUCCAUUCUCUGUGUCAGUUUAGAGCUGCCACUCAUGGUGGCGUUAUGAUUACGGUCAAAGAGGCCAUUAGUGAUGAAGAUGAAGAUGAAGCCCUAUACCAGAAAGUGUCCUCAGAGCAAGGCCAAGUGGAACAUCUUGGGGACUUGUUGUGCCACUGCCAGGAAUGUGGUUUGGCAGGAGACUUCUUCAUCUUCUGUUUGAAGGAGUUGACUCAUAUGGCCAUGGAAAAUGAAGCAGAGUUAAAAACUAAGCCCUUCUCCAACAAAAGCCUUUUGGAAUUAGAGCAACACCAGACUCUUCUUGUGGAAGGCCAGGAGCGGAAGUUGCUCGUGCUGCAGCUGAUGGCUGUUCUGUGUGAGAAAAUGUCUGAGCAGAUAUUCACAAAUAUCACUCAGGUGGUGGACUUUGUAGCAGCAACACUGCAGAGAGCAUGUGCAAGCUUGGCCCAUCAGGCAAAGAGUACCGUGGAGUCACAGACACUGAGCAUGUCCAUGGGGCUGGUGGCCGUCAUGCUAGGAGGAGCUGUCCAGUUGAAAGCAAGUGAUUUUGCUGUCCUGAAGCAGUUGCUGCCUCUGUUGGAAAAGGUAUCCAACACAUACCCUGACCCUGUCAUCCAGGAACUGGCUGUGGAUCUCCGUAUCACCAUCUCCACCCACGGAGCCUUUGCCACUGAGGCUGUCAGCAUGGCCGCCCACAGUACCCUGAACAAGAAAGAUCCAGAAAGGAAAAUAGAAGAGCAGCAGCAAACCAGUCAUGAAAGCUACACUGAUGUAGCUCAGAGCCACCUCAAACAACAGCAAAGCCAUGAGAAAUCCUCCCAAACAGGCCUGCAGUCGAGUGCUCCAUUCAUUCCUAAGGGGGUCAGUGAGGCCAGCACUGCGACAAACCAGAAACCUGCGAGCAUAACCACAGAGCAGCUCCAAGAGGUUCUUUUGUCAGCUUAUGAUCCUCAGAUUCCAACACGGGCUGCUGCCCUGCGGACUCUUUCCCGCUGGAUAGAACAGAGAGAAGCAAAAGCCCUCGAGAUGCAAGAGAAGCUUCUCAAGAUAUUCUUGGAGAACUUGGAACAUGAAGAUACUUUUGUAUAUCUGUCUGCAAUUCAGGGGAUUGCCCUGCUCUCAGAUGUGUACCCUGAGAAAAUCCUGCCGGACCUGUUGGCGCAAUAUGACAGUGACAAAGACAAGCACACGCCAGAGACCAGAAUGAAAGUUGGGGAAGUCCUGAUGCGAAUUGUCAGGGCGUUAGGAGACAUGGUCUCAAAGUACCGAGAACCUUUGAUCCACACCUUCCUGAGAGGAGUGAGAGAUCCCGAGAGCACUCACAGGGCCAGCAGCUUGGCCAACCUGGGAGAACUGUGCCAGAGGCUGGACUUCCUGCUGGGCUCCGUGGUUCAUGAGGUAACAGCUUGCCUGAUUGCUGUGGCUAAAACAGACCGCGAAGUUCAAGUGCGCAGAGCUGCCGUCCACGUGGUUGUGCUACUGCUUCGGGGACUCAGCCAGAAAGCCACUGAGGUGCUGAGGGACGUCCUCAAGGAUCUCUACCACCUGCUGAAGCACGUGGUGUGUGUGGAGCCCGAUGACGUGGCCAAGCUCCAUGCCCAGCUGGCCCUGGAAGAGCUGGACGAGAUAAUGAAAAACUUCCUGUUCCCACCACAGAAGCUGGAGAAAAAGAUCGUGGUCCUGCCCUAGACCGUGUCUCAAAGGACAUGGAGGAGGCAGGGAGGGACCAAGCAGCCAAAACAGUGCCCAGGCCUUCUAGCAGGUGGCCCUGCUGCCUCUUUGGGGCUGGCAACAUGGCUGACCCUGGAGGUGGCCUUCUGAUGCUCGUCACUUGGGUCGUCAGGCUGACCUUCCUAAAGCAUCUAUUUAGCCAUCCUGCAUCUAGCCCAAAGAGUGUGCAGGUAAAAGAAAAAAGAUUACAAAUCUCAUUAAUCUGCACAAUUUUCACUGUCCCAUAGCAUUUUUUUUUCUCCUGAUUGCA